This is a messenger RNA of Nicotiana tabacum (common tobacco), 853 nucleotides long. Lineage: Eukaryota; Viridiplantae; Streptophyta; Magnoliopsida; Solanales; Solanaceae. The record is from RefSeq and is a predicted model, not a curated record.
CACUUUAUUUCGCCUUCCUCCUCUCACAGAUCCAAAAGACUCGAUCGUAAAUAUUUCUUAGCUCCCUAAUUUCAUUUCCCGAUCACCGGACGUGACAUUUCUCCACCCUAAUUUCCUCCUACUACGGCGGAACGCGGCGGUCGGUGGAUGGCAAGAACCAAUAAAUAUACCUCCCUUAACUUCAACGACAUCUACGAAAAGAAAACCACUAGCAGCAGCUCCGCCGCCUCCGGCAGACCGCACUCUUCUUCAUCAUCUUCUUUUAAUGGUCCCAAUAAGACUAUUAUCUCUAACUCUCGUAUUCAUGGACACAUGCUUGUCCUGAGCCGGCCCACUCCCAAGCCCAUCUCCAUUCCGCAACCCCAGCCUCAGCCUCUUCCGAUCCAGCAACAGCCGAAGUUACAAAGCCCACCGGAUCAAACCCGAGCUGAAUCGGACUCCAUUUCGCUUCGUCCACAGGGUCGUACUGGUUCCGGGCCCACUACAACACUUUCUUCUUCUCCUGUGAACCCCCCUUCACCUUUGCAAUCGCCUUUGCCAAAGUCGAACAGGUUCGUGCCGCCACAUCUUAGUCCGGGAUUUGUGGGCCGGGAGGAGAAACCGGUCCCGGAUGGUCAGGGAGUGAGAGCCAGACCGGAGGUUGGGCCUGGGCUGCAUCGUCAGGGGGGACAUCUUGGGUCGUCACCUAAUCGGUUCGGAGAGAACGGUAGGCCCAAAUCGGGAGGUGGGUAUGAGCGAACGAGGAGGGGAUUUGGGGAGGCUGAUUCGGUGGAUUUCAUGAACCGGCGUGGUUCUAGCGGGGCUCGGCCCAGCUCUAGUGGAUGAUGUCAUCAUGGAAACCCUGAAAAUCAAA